This is a messenger RNA of Tachysurus fulvidraco (yellow catfish), 2904 nucleotides long. RefSeq names its product DnaJ (Hsp40) homolog, subfamily C, member 18 (gene dnajc18). Gene Ontology annotation, cellular component: endoplasmic reticulum membrane. The transcript is spliced from 8 exons. Gene Ontology annotation, molecular function: Hsp70 protein binding. Lineage: Eukaryota; Metazoa; Chordata; Actinopteri; Siluriformes; Bagridae. Bases 439 to 1665 code for a protein of 408 amino acids. The record is from RefSeq and is a predicted model, not a curated record. Gene Ontology annotation, biological process: cellular response to misfolded protein.
CUAUGGCGGUUGCUAGCUACCGCUAUUUCGAUACUUGUCUCGCUUAUAACACGGUUAUAAUUUUUAAAAUGAAAUAUAACGUGACAUUGAGUUCCAUAAAUGUUUUUGUCUGGUAGCAGAUGAAGUACUUGGGACUGAAACGGAGUUAAAACGGAUGUAAUGUUACCGAACAUCGGAAACUAAUCUGCUGCUCUCUAGCUGUUAUUAGCCUGUUAGCUAUUUAGCGUCUGACAGAUAUCUCUAACGUCCACAUAAAUUAGCCUGUUAGCGGUGUUGUUGUCCCAGCAUUAGUGUCGUCAUAUGUGAAAACAAGAACAAGUUUUCCCCAGAUUCGGUGUUGUAAUUCGUGUUUAUUUUGGCACCCUGUCUCUGCAGCUGUCAUUUAGUUUGUCCUCCGUUUUAAAGCAGGCAGUACCGUUAUCUGUAGCAGCUGUAGAGAUGCCUGGGUUUGGAGCUGAUAAAGAAGAAUCGGACAGACUGAUAGAGAAAGCUAAGCUAUGUUUAAGAUUAGGGCAGAAAGAAAAAGCCCUGCAGAUGUUAUAUGAAGCACUGAAAAUAUACCCCAGCACCCGAGCCCGAGUCCUCAUUGAUGCUAUUGUGAAGAACGGGAGUGCAGCCGCUCCAGAAACCGAGCGUACGUACACUCCACCACCCGGGUGGAGGAACACAGAUGAAGAAAUAUCCACUCGGCGGCGGCAUCAGCGUUACAGCACAGGGGAUGCUGAUGAGAUACCAAGCGAUGACAAGAAAAGCUACACUGAAGAGCAGAGGCAGGGAGUCCUAAGGAUACAGAGAUGUAAAGAUUUCUAUGAGAUUCUGGGUGUUCCAAAAGAUGCUAGUGAUGAGGAUCUGAAAAAAGCGUAUCGUAAGCUUGCACUGCGUUUUCAUCCAGACAAGAACUGUGCUCCUGGAGCUACUGAUGCUUUUAAAGCUAUUGGUAAUGCCUACGCAGUGCUGAGUAACCCAGAGAAGAGGCAGCAGUAUGAUCAAUAUGGUGAACAGGGUGCUGCAGAGACAGCUGGUCACUCCUCAGCCCAACCUCGUUACACUCACACACACCAACGAACCUUCCAUAGGGACUUUGAGGCCGACAUCUCACCAGAAGAGCUCUUUAACAUCUUCUUUGGUGGCAGGUUUCCAACAGGAAACAUUCAUGUAUACACAAACAGAGGAGCUACUUAUUCACAUUUCUACCAGCCGCGCAGACGGCGUGCAUAUGAGAGACGGGAGGAGGAAGUACAGGAAAAUCGCAGCCAGAAUACAUUCACCGCCUUCCUGCAGCUUCUGCCUGUUCUGGUGCUAAUCCUCAUCUCUGUAAUAACUCAGCUGAUGGCCACUAAUCCCCCUUACAGCCUUUUCUACAAACCGUCCAUGGGUUUGGUGGUGUCCAGAGAGACUCAGCACAUGGGUGUCCAGUAUUAUGUGGAUAAGAGCUUUGAGAAGGAGUACCAUGGGGCAGCUCUAGAUGAACUGGAGAAGACCAUUGAGACUGAUUACAUAGACCAUCUACAGAGCAGCUGUUGGAAAGAGAAGCAACAGAAGUCUGACCUGGCUAACCUGGGUCAGCUUUAUCGUGACGAGCGGCUGAAGCAGAAAGCCGAGACCAUGAAGCUGGACCACUGUGAGAAGCUGCAUCGCUUUGUGGGCCGCCAAAGGGGCAACUAAAUAAGGACAUCCUCUAUCAUACAAAAUGAUUUUACCCAGACCUAAGAGGUUUUAAUGUUUGUGAUUAAUCUUUGCUGUGAUUAAUCACUUUAUUUAGAGAGAGAGAGAGAGAGAGAGAGAGUUUUUAGGAAUAAUGCUGUGCCUUUCUUUUAGCCCUGCUGAAUUGGUAAAGGCACCAGCAUGGCAGAAUGCACUCAAGCUGCUGGAAGUGAUCAUUUCAGUCAGCUUUUUGCAGCAGUGACCCGUAGCCUCAUCACAGAGGACCUGCUUUUGUGUAUGUGUUCUAGAGCUGGGUUUUACUUCCUUACAUUAAGGAUUUUAGGCUCUAGGUGCACUGAUAUUAGAUUCUUCUGUACAUACUCUUAUUUAAUAUGCCUGAGUUUUAGUAGUAUAGUAGACAGUCAAUAAUAAGAAAUAAUUUAAUUUAUUGAACUAAUUCAUCUUAUUUAUUUUUCUUUAUGUGCACUGACUUAUGUUUAGUUGGAAUUAAUCAGGAUGAAGACUUUUCAGUUUCAGUUCAGAACACUAGAAUCUUUGUUUUUGUUUGUUUAUGCUGACCUAAAAAUAUUAACCCAAAAUACACAACCCCAAAAGUCAUUUUCAUAAAGGUAAAACUGUUUUACUGGAUUAAAUUUUCUAAGUUGUGUAUUAAUUGAUGCUUGGUGUCUGAGGAUAUUAGUAUUUAAGUCAUUUGUGGUGUUAGAAGAAAAAGGCAUUUUAUGCUCUGACACCCUUGCCAAAAGUCAUUAUAUUAGUCAGUUUUUCAAUAUCUAUGCUGACAGAUUUUAGAGAGACAUUUUUUUUCAGAAGUGCAUGCAAUGCAAUGGGAGUUUUAUUUCGCUUUGAAUUACUAAUCACGUUCAAUCCAGAAGGUUUAAUUUAGUCCUCAUGCAGUUCAUUUAAUUUAGCUAUAAACUGUUACUGUUUGAAUUGUUGACAUGUUAAUAUCUAAUACCUCAUGUUAAGUGAACACUAGUCCUAAAAUUGUUUAUCACAGCACACUGUAAUGCCUGACAGCCAUGCUGAAUGCUCAUCGGUGCAACACACAGUUCAUGUCAGGAACUGAUUUUUAGGAAUCAAGGUGAAUUGUAGCAGUGAUGUCACUUAUUAGCUGGACCAGUGUGUGUGGUUAGCUGAUGCAGACUGAGAUAUUGUGUGUUGGUUUAAUUGAAACACUGAACAUUCUCUUCUACUCCUGAAUUCUACAAUAAAAGUACCGUAUGGUUCUUCUAAUAACUU